This is a messenger RNA of Rubroshorea leprosula, 2024 nucleotides long. The record is from the annotation of a GenBank genome assembly. Lineage: Eukaryota; Viridiplantae; Streptophyta; Magnoliopsida; Malvales; Dipterocarpaceae.
GGGCGGCUUCCGUUUCUUUUUCUUCGAAAAAAAAAAAAAAAAAAAUGCAGCAACCCAGAAAAAGAUGCGUGAUGAUAUUGUUGUGGGCGAUCAUGUGGGUGUUCUUGUUUAUGGAAGAGGGAGCUAAUUCAGACCCGCAGCUCAAUCUGCUCAACUCAGGUUGCAGUCAAUACAACGUCACCAACUUUCAGGACUUCAGCACAAACCUCAACGCCACUUUCGUCAAACUCAGGGAGGAGCUCGUCGACGGUGGUAACAACUACUUCGCCACAGCUGACCAGGCGGCCGGUUCCAGCCCUGCCUACGCCAUGGUGCAGUGCAGGAACUACCUCUCCCCGUCUGACUGCUUGGCUUGCUUCGACGCUGCUUUGACUAGAAUCCGGAACUGCUCUGCGCAUGCCGCCAACGGGGCACGUGUCAUCUAUGACGGGUGCUUCCUCAGGUAUGAGAGCAAUAAUUUCUACGAUCAGAGCACACAGGAAGGGCAUUCUAUGAUUUGUGGGAAUCAGACUGCAUCGAAUCCCACCUCCUUUAAUGCAGCGGUAGGAGGGCUUUUGAAUGACCUACAAGCGGCAACCCCCAGGAUCAAUGGUUACUUCGCCGCCAGCAAGAAGGAAGUGAGUGGGAACAUAACGGUGUACGGCGUGGCACAGUGCAUAGAAACCAUCAGCGAAAGCGGCUGCCGGGGUUGCAUGGCUGUGGUGUAUAGCGACAUUCAGCAAUGCCCUCCUAAGUCGGACGGGCGAGCUAUGGAUGUGGGAUGUUUCUUGAGGUACUCAGAAUCUCCCUUCUUUGCUGAUAAUCAAACUACUGACAUUGCCCCCUUCCUCAAGAACGAAAGUUCCAGCAAGAAAGAUGCUCUGAUCGGGGGACUGGUUGGGGGCAUUGGGUUCCUAAUACUUGUCCUAGCGGUAUUUUUCUGGUUUAGAUCAUCAAGAAGGAAGAAAAUGGCACCAAGAGGUGACAUAUUAGAGGCAACAGAACUGCAGGGUCCCGUUAAUUACAGCUACAGAGAUCUGAAUUCAGCAACCCAAAACUUCAGUCUGGAAAAUAAAUUGGGAGAAGGAGGAUUCGGUGAAGUAUACAAGGGCAUUCUCAAGAACGGGAAAGUGGUGGCGGUGAAGAAGUUAGCAAUCGUCCAAUCUCUCAGAGCAAAGGCAGAUUUCGAAAGCGAAGUGAGGAUCAUUAGCAAUGUUCAUCACCGGAAUCUCCUCCGCCUUCUUGGCUGUUGCAGCAAAGGUGCCGAGCUUCUUCUAGUCUACGAAUUCAUGCCCAACGGUAGCCUCGACAAAUUUUUGUUCGGUGAAAAGAAAGGAUCUCUCAACUGGAAGCAACGAUUUGAUAUAAUCCUUGGAACAGCAAGAGGCCUCGCCUAUCUUCACGAAGAGUUCCACCUCUGCAUUAUUCAUCGCGAUAUAAAGCCUAGCAAUAUUCUGCUGGAUCAUGAUUUCCAGCCUAAAAUUGCAGAUUUUGGUUUGGCAAAGCUUCUUCCUCAAGAUCGGACUCAUCUCAGUACCCAAUUUGCAGGAACACUGGGAUAUACAGCACCGGAAUAUGCACUUCACGGACAAUUAUCUGAGAAGGUGGAUGCUUACAGCUAUGGCAUCGUUGUUCUUGAAAUCAUUAGUGGCCAGAAGAGCAGUGAGACUAGAUCUGAUUCUGUAGACGAAUUCCUCCUCAAACAGGCUUGGAGUUUGUACGAGAAUAACAAACAUGAAGAACUGAUGGAUGAGACAUUAGACAGAAGCGAAUACGAUGCAGAAGAUGUUAGGAAAGUGAUUGAAAUUGCUUUGAUGUGCACUCAGGCAUCGGCUGCCUCCAGACCAACCAUGUCUGAGGUAGUCGUUUUGCUGAGAAGCAAAGGAUCCCUUAAUCGCAGACCAACCACCAAGCCCAUCUUUGUCGAAUCAGACAAAAAGGUCCGAACAGACACAUCCACCUCCACCGGCUCCUCUGCAUCCAAUGCCACAGCCUCCAUCAGUCAGUUCUCUGGUCGCUAACUCUUAGAUAGAUUCAUGGUAUAU